This is a messenger RNA of Aethalodelphis obliquidens (Pacific white-sided dolphin), 3757 nucleotides long. RefSeq names its product cytochrome b-245 beta chain (gene CYBB). The record is from RefSeq and is a predicted model, not a curated record. Bases 87 to 1799 code for a protein of 570 amino acids. NCBI's taxonomy places the organism in Eukaryota, Metazoa, Chordata, Mammalia, Artiodactyla, Delphinidae. Gene Ontology annotation, biological process: defense response; superoxide anion generation. Gene Ontology annotation, cellular component: NADPH oxidase complex; plasma membrane. Gene Ontology annotation, molecular function: superoxide-generating NAD(P)H oxidase activity. The transcript is spliced from 13 exons.
AAGGCUGCUGUUUUCAUUUCCUCAUGGGAGGAAGAAGCAUAGCAGAGAAGAAAGGCGCUCGCUCAAGGCACUGAACCUCCGCCACCAUGGGGAACUUGUUUGUGAAUGAGGGCCUGUCCAUCCUCGUCAUUCUGGUAUGGCUGGGGAUGAACGUCUUCCUCUUUGUCUGGUACUACCGGGUUUAUGAUAUUCCAGAUAAGUUCUUCUACACUCGAAAACUUCUUGGGUCAGCGCUGGCACUGGCCAGGGCCCCUGCAGCCUGCCUGAAUUUCAACUGCAUGCUGAUCCUGCUGCCAGUCUGUCGAAAUCUACUGUCUUUCCUCAGGGGUUCCAGUGCGUGCUGCUCAACAAGAAUUCGAAGACAACUGGACAGGAACCUCACCUUUCAUAAAAUGGUGGCAUGGAUGAUUGCACUUCACACUGCGAUUCACACCAUUGCACACCUAUUUAAUGUGGAGUGGUGUGUCAAUGCCCGAGUCAACAAUUCUGACCCUUAUUCAAUAGCACUCUCUGACAUUGGAGAUAAGCCUGGUGAAACUUACCUCAAUUUUGCUCGACAGAGAAUUAAGAAUCCUGAAGGAGGCCUGUACGUGGCUGUGACUCGGUUGGCAGGCAUCACUGGAGUUGUCAUCACACUCUGCCUCAUAUUAAUUAUCACCUCCUCCACCAAAACCAUCAGGAGGUCUUACUUUGAAGUGUUUUGGUACACACACCAUCUCUUUGUGAUCUUCUUCAUUGGUCUCGCCAUCCAUGGAGCUGAGCGAAUUGUACGUGGGCAGACCGCAGAGAGUUUGUUGAAACACAAGCCAAGAGAAUGUUAUCAAAACAUCUCACAAUGGGGAAAAAUAAAGGACUGCCCAAUCCCAGAGUUCUCUGGGAACCCUCCUAUGACUUGGAAAUGGAUAGUGGGUCCCAUGUUCCUGUAUCUCUGUGAGAGGUUGGUACGGUUUUGGCGAUCUCAACAGAAGGUGGUCAUCACCAAGGUGGUCACUCACCCUUUCAAAACCAUCGAGCUACAGAUGAAGAAAAAAGGAUUCAAGAUGGAGGUGGGCCAAUACAUUUUCGUCAAGUGCCCUGUGGUGUCCAGGCUGGAGUGGCACCCUUUCACCCUGACCUCUGCCCCCGAGGAAGACUUCUUUAGCAUCCAUAUCCGCAUCGUGGGGGACUGGACGGAGGGACUGUUCAAAGCUUGUGGCUGUGAUAAGCAGGAGUUUCAAGAUGCCUGGAAACUACCGAAGAUAGCUGUUGACGGGCCCUUCGGCACUGCCAGUGAAGAUGUGUUCAGUUAUGAGGUGGUGAUGUUGGUGGGAGCAGGGAUCGGGGUCACGCCCUUUGCAUCCAUUCUCAAGUCGAUCUGGUACAAGUAUUGCAAUAAAGCCCCCAAUCUGAGGCUCAAAAAGAUCUACUUCUACUGGCUGUGCCGGGACACACAUGCCUUUGAGUGGUUUGCAGACCUGCUGCAGCUGCUGGAGACCCAGAUGCAGGAGAAGGACAACGCCGGCUUCCUCAGCUACAACAUCUACCUCACCGGCUGGGAUGAGUCUCAGGCCAAUCACUUUGCUGUGCACCAUGACGAGGAGAAAGAUGUGAUCACAGGCCUGAAACAAAAGACCUUGUAUGGACGGCCCAACUGGGAUAAUGAGUUCAAGACCAUUGGGAGUCAACACCCCAGUACCAGAAUAGGAGUUUUCCUCUGUGGACCGGAAGCGUUGGCUGAAACCCUCAAUAAACAGUGCAUCUCCAACUCCGACUCUGGCCCCAGGGGAGUGCAUUUCAUUUUCAAUAAGGAAAAUUUCUAACUGGUCUCUUCCAUGAGGAAAUAAAUGUGGGUUGUACCGCCAAAUGCCCCAAUAAUGCCAGUUGAUAAUAUAAGUUCCCUCCUUUCAAGAAAAAGAGAGAAAGAGAAACUAUAAUGUGAUGAUUUGCCCUGAAAGGAAUGUCAAAGAUUGUUUAAGUCAUAAAUUUGCAUUUGUAUGGGGCUUUAUGGUUUUCAGAGCAAUUAUAUACACAUUUUUUCAUUUUGUUUCCUCACAGUAAUUCCAGAGAAAGGUAGGGCAAGGAUUCUCAGACUCAGGUCUCAGGAUUAAAAAAUGGGGGCUCAAAAUGGUGAAGUAGCUUCCCUAAGAUUAAAGCUGAGACUGGCUCUAGACCAUCUGACUCUAGGUUUGGUGAUCUUUCAGCAAUACCAGGCUGCCUGGAAAUAGGUUUGUAUACUCCCCAAAAGAAGAAGCAAACCAGGGAGUAACUUUUCAUAUUCCCUUUUGUGUCAUCUUUGUUAUCAUUAUUGUCCUAUCAAAGGAAAUUUUCCAAAUAAGAGAUAACAUAUGUUGAGAGUGAUUCAUCACUUAAUGGUGACAGCACACUCCAGUUUACCAAUGCAGCAGCCUAACUGGGUCAGAGAUUCCUCCUACAAAAGAAUAUUAGACUGACUGGAAUUAAUGUAUGCCCCAGCAGAGAGUGGAUACUCAAUGAAAGUUUGCUGAAUGAAUGAAUGAAUGAAAGGACCUUUAAAACCAUACAAUGCCAGGGUAGAACUAAUUGAAAGCUUUAAACAGGAUUAUCUGAGGAAAUCACUUCUGAGACUCUUGUUGACCAAAGGAACCUGAUUCUCUUGAAGGUAAAGAACAGGCUAAGGUUAGUAACCAGUAGGUUGUCCUGUCCAAACAUUUUUAUUUGAAACAUGCAGGAAAGGGAGAUAGAGGCAGAGAAUUGAACUCCUGUCCUAACUCUGGCCGGCUCCUUAUGCUAUGAAAGAAAUGCAAACUGAUUUAUUGCCGGAAACAGUCUCCUCCAGCCAGCACUUGUGAAUCUGAAAUUAAGAAUUGUGACAAAUACGUAUCUGAUACGCCCAUCUGCUUUAAAUAGCAUCCACACUUUGUUUUACUUAAAUACACAUGGGAAAGGGAUCUUACUGGUGUAACUAACAAUUUAGUUUUCUAUCAUCAUGAUCAUGAUGAAAUUUACAUCCCAGAAACUAAAAUCCCUAGCUUACUGUGUAGGUAUUGGAUUCAUACCCAGUAGAAUGUUCUGGAUAUCCGUGAGUUUGAGAGUCUCUAAAUCAUUGUUAAUGUGGCCAGAAAGGUUUUUUUCCCGCCUCAGGACUGCUCCUACUUCUGGGAACUAAAAACAGCUUUAUGUGUUAUAUCCUCUGGGGCCACAGAUAUUUAGAAGUAUUCAACUUUGAUCAUGAGAAAGAAAGAGAAGGGAGUAGGGGGGAAGGGCAGAAGAUGGGGUUAGGAGGAAAGGGGAGGGAAGGGGGAAGAGAAUAGAAGGAGAGUGAGAGAAAGCGAAAAAAGGCAAAAGGGAAUGGUAGGUGAAGGGGGUCACUUUCUACCCCAGAUUUCUUAAAGUCUUAUACGUAUUGAAUGUAAUUGCAGGAGGUACACACAUAUUCAUUUUAUUUUGAUAACAUAUGGUAUUGAAUCUGAAAUUCUGGCCAUGAAUUUGAUGCUGAGUGGGCAUAUUCAGGGGACUGGGCUGAACUAGUAAGAACUCAGUUGUUCCUUUGGGUUCCCAGGAUGCCCCGGGCACUGAGGGUCGGUCCUGACAAGUCAGGCUUGCUUUGAGAAUGUCACCUCCCCACAAUGUCCCAAGACUGUUUCUGCAAAGAGAAACUUAGGUCCAGCCUGUUCACACUGCACCCCAGGUAUCAGUUCAUUCAUUCAACAAACUUUUAUUGUGUUAUUACUAUGACUCAGGCUCUGUGUUGAUAGCUUCAGUUCUUUACACCAAAGUGUGAGCCAGAGGGGGAACCAGA